This is a messenger RNA of Alligator sinensis (Chinese alligator), 456 nucleotides long. It is a transcript of the gene UBA52, whose product is annotated as ubiquitin A-52 residue ribosomal protein fusion product 1. The transcript is spliced from 3 exons. Gene Ontology annotation, molecular function: ubiquitin protein ligase binding; structural constituent of ribosome; protein tag activity. Gene Ontology annotation, cellular component: nucleus; cytoplasm; ribosome. Gene Ontology annotation, biological process: modification-dependent protein catabolic process; translation; protein ubiquitination. The record is from RefSeq and is a predicted model, not a curated record. The annotation marks the transcript as partial. Lineage: Eukaryota; Metazoa; Chordata; Crocodylia; Alligatoridae.
GCUGCGUCCCCUGUCGGAUCCUCUCUCCUAGGCAUCCCCCCCGACCAGCAGCGGCUGAUCUUUGCUGGGAAGCAGCUGGAGGAUGGCCGCACCCUUUCCGACUACAACAUCCAGAAAGAGUCAACUUUGCACUUGGUGCUGCGUUUGCGUGGAGGCAUCAUCGAGCCUUCCCUCCGCCAGCUCGCGCAGAAAUACAACUGCGACAAAAUGAUCUGCCGCAAGUGCUACGCCCGCCUGCACCCGCGCGCUGUGAACUGCCGUAAGAAGAAGUGCGGCCACACCAACAACCUGCGCCCCAAGAAGAAGGUCAAGUAGAGGGAGCAGCCUCUGCUCUGCCCGUUUCUGCCACGUGUCAUUCAGCUAAAGCAUUGGAGCACUCCGGAGGGUCGGUUGUAACGGAGCGUCAGUCCUGCAGGAGCCUUGGGCUCUUUUAAAUAAAGCUGUGUUGAGUGCUCA